Messenger RNA from Cryptosporidium ubiquitum, 612 nucleotides. Its product is annotated as 20s proteasome beta subunit D2. The coding region runs from base 1 to 612 and encodes 203 amino acids. Gene Ontology annotation, cellular component: proteasome core complex, beta-subunit complex; nucleus; cytosol. The record is from RefSeq and is a predicted model, not a curated record. Gene Ontology annotation, biological process: proteasomal protein catabolic process. NCBI's taxonomy places the organism in Eukaryota, Apicomplexa, Conoidasida, Eucoccidiorida, Cryptosporidiidae. The transcript has 3 exons. Gene Ontology annotation, molecular function: peptidase activity.
AUGGAUUCAUUAAUUGGAAUAAAAGGCCAAGACUUUGUAGUAUUAGCUUCAGAUACUGUGGCAGUUAGCAAUGUGUUCAGAUUAAGUUUAAAAGAUGAUAAGAUCAUGGAGAUCGACGAAAAUAAGUUGAUUGGAAUUGGAGGAACUUUAGGAGAUAGGAUGCAGUUUGGAGAAUAUAUUAAAUGCAAUUUGAAUUUAUAUAGGCUCAGAAAUGGAAUUCAACUCAGUACUACAGCUACAGCUAAUUUCACAAGAAAUGAGCUGGCAGAGUUACUUAGAUCAGAUCCACACAAUGUGAAUAUUUUAAUAGGAGGAUACACCAAAGAGGAAGGAGCGAAGCUAUAUUGGAUGGAUGAGCUAGCAUCUUUGGGUAAUGUUAAUAACGCUGCUCAUGGAUAUGGUGGGCUUCUGAUUACCGGUAUAUUAGACAAAUACUAUAAGCCAAAUAUUACCCAAGAAGAAGCACUAGAUAUCUUAAUUAAGUGCUCAGAAGAACUUAAAACUCGAUUCUUGCUAUCUCAAUACAGUUUAUUUGCGAAGAUUGUUGAUAGCCAAGGUGUAAAAUUCUUAAAGAUUGAGAAUGGUACUGCAACACCUAUUAUGAAAGAGUAA